Messenger RNA from Coffea arabica (coffee), 675 nucleotides. Its product is annotated as protein ALP1-like. NCBI's taxonomy places the organism in Eukaryota, Viridiplantae, Streptophyta, Magnoliopsida, Gentianales, Rubiaceae. The record is from RefSeq and is a predicted model, not a curated record.
AUGCGCAUGAAUGUGCCCACAUUUAUUCAACUAUGUCACAUAUUGCGAGAAGAUGGAUACAUUACUGAGUGCUCCUGUGAUAAAGUGACUUUAGAGGAAAGAGUAGCAAUUGCUUUAUAUGGCGUGAGCCAUAAUUUGACACACAGAGUUCUAGGUGAGCGAUUCCAGCAUUCCAUUGAGAUAAUUCAUCAACACAUGUGCCGGUUGUGUCAGUCCUUAGUCCAAUUAGCAUCUAUUGCAUUCCGACAUAGGAACACAGGUGCUACUUAUCCUCGGAUACGGAAUAGUAGACGAUUUUAUCCCUGGUUUAAGGACUGCAUUGGGACUAUUGAUGGAACCCAUGUCUUGGCAAGCGUGCCAAGAGAGAAACAUGAUGUCUUUCGUAACAGAAAGGGCACGGUUUCACAAAAUGUUUUAGUCGCAUGUGACCACGAUAUGAGAUUCGUAUAUGUCAGAACUGGUUGGGAAGGUAGUGCCCAUGAUAGUCGUGUCUUAUUGGAUGCUAUUUCCAAUCCGGAUGUAAUAUUUCUCAUACCACCGGUUGAAAAAUAUCACGCAGUUGAUGCAGUGUACAGACACAUGUCGGGUUUCAUGACCCCUUUCAAGAGUGGUCCAGGAGGGAGACUACACAAAAAGGAUUAUUUAAUCGCCGACAUUCUUCGAUUCGGAAUAUAA